This is a messenger RNA of Chelmon rostratus (copperband butterflyfish), 1366 nucleotides long. Its product is annotated as trans-1,2-dihydrobenzene-1,2-diol dehydrogenase-like. The transcript is spliced from 7 exons. Bases 93 to 1097 code for a protein of 334 amino acids. The record is from RefSeq and is a predicted model, not a curated record. NCBI's taxonomy places the organism in Eukaryota, Metazoa, Chordata, Actinopteri, Chaetodontiformes, Chaetodontidae. Gene Ontology annotation, molecular function: nucleotide binding.
CGAGCCGACUUAACCUUAUGUAUGUUAUUGUUACAGCUAACAUAAGCUAGCUGAAUGUAUCGACGCGGUUAAUGGUAACUAGCUAGCUGGUAAUGGCGAUCCGCUGGGGAAUAUGCAGCGCGGGUAAAAUUAGUCAUGACUUCUCUGUUGCUUUACGGACCCUGAAUCCCGAAGACCACGAGAUAGUGGCUGUUGCAGCGAGGGACCUGCAGCACGCUGAAGAAUUUGCCAAAAAACACAACAUCCCUCGAGCAUAUGGGAGUUAUGAUGAGUUGGCAAAAGAUCCAGACAUCGAUGUGGUGUACAUUGGCACCAUCCAUCCUCACCACCUGAGUACUGGCAAGCUCUUUAUGAAGUCCAGAAAGAAUGUGCUGAUCGAGAAGCCCCUGGCCAUGAAUUCAAGGGAGGUGCAGGAACUCAUCACUGCAGCCCAAGACAACAGUGUGUUUCUCAUGGAGGCCAUUUGGACGCGCUUCUUCCCCCUGUCUCUUGAAGUGAGGAGACUGCUGGGCCUGGGCGAAGUGGGCGAUGUUCAGAUGGUGAGGGCUGAUCUGGGAGCUCCACUCACCCACAUCCCUCGCUUGGCUGAGAGGAAGUUGGGAGGGGGGGCACUGCUGGACCUCGGCAUCUACUGUCUGCAGUUUGUCUUCAUGGUUUUUAAUGGCGAGAGGCCAGAGUCCAUCUAUGCCAAAGCGCAUUGCAUAGACACAGGUGUUGAUGGAACAGCAGUUAUGGUCUUGAAGUUCUCAGGUAACAGAAUGGCCAUUUGCACCUGUUCAAUCACCAUGAUGCUGACCUGUGAUGCAGUUAUCACCGGGACCAAAGGCACCAUUAAGGUACCCAACCAUAUGUGGUGCCCUACAACGUUGGAGGUGAAUGGGAAGGAGAUGCAGUUCCCCCUGCCAGAGGCUGGCAUGCCACUAAACUUCACUAACAGCACAGGCCUGCGAUAUGAAGCUGAGGAGGUCCGCCACUGUCUGCUGAAAGGACUGAAGGAGAGUCCAGGGAUGCCAUGGGCUCACUCUAGCAUGUUAGCAGAGGUUAUAGAUGAGGCCAGAAGACAAGUGGGAGUGACAUAUGACCAGGACAACAUCUGAUAAUGUUUUCUUAGCGACAGUAAGGCAGCAGACCUGCGCCUCCACAUGAGGAACAACAGACUCUAGAUUUCUAUUGAUUUCAGGACACAUGGGAUCAUUGAUGAUUUGUUUGUGUGCGUGUUUGUGUGUGUGAGAGAGAGAUACAGUAACACUAUAACACUAUAUAUAUGUAACAUUAACAGUGGCUUUAUCCACAAUAGCGGGACCCCAAAAUCAAAGCAGCUUAAUGAAAUUCAUCAUUCAGAAUAGCAUUAUUUGACUGUGCUUUA